UAUGCAACAAUCACCCUUACAAAUCUUACUUACGUUGGGAAACUGUACGUACGUGACGGUCUCUGGUGAUGCUGCGUCCGCUGAUAACACGUAAGCCAUUUUCCUUCGUCCACGUAAACAACCGUCAAAAGCCACUUGAACGAAUAAGCUGUGUUGUACGUACUGGACACUUUACAUUCUGACUCCUUAAUUCUUAAUCCAUCAUAUAUUAACACAUUUUACUGCACGUAUUAAUUCCUCUCUGUAUGACCAGUUGACCCGGUGCUGUCUAGAAUAAAAAGACGCCCUUAAUCCAUUUUAUUUAGACGUCACUGAAUAGAAACUCAUACGUAUUCCCUAAAACAUUGGUUCCCAACCUGGGGGUAAAUUACCCCCUGGGGGUAAUUUAGCAAUUUUUCGGGGGUAAUGGAGGGGUGACAGAAAAAUGUUAAGAAUUCUGAAAAUCAAGUAAGCAUUGGUAUUAGGAUUAAUGUUAACUUAGUCUUAGUAUUUUAAGUUGUAAAGUAAACCUAUUAUAAGUAAGUAACAAAGCUAAACCAAAUAACAAUAAAUAUCAAAAACUAAUAUACAGUAUUAGAAAAGAAAAAAUAUAUAGCUAAGUGUGUGGUAACCGAAAAGUAUUUUCACAAGUAUGCUUCAGGACACAAGUCACUCAGUAACCCCGAUGACUCAUCGACGAGUCCAGUACGCGUCACUCACUGCCCGAGUCUGCCUCUAUUUCACACUGCCAGUUUCUCUGUGAGCAUCAGCCGAGGUGGACAUGAGCUGGGGGCGGCGUGACAUGGCGCACCUUCUGGGCCCACGGUGCCCUGUGUGCCGCCCACCCCUGGGAGGUGAUCUUCUCCGUCAUCACCACCACCGUCGCCAUGAUCUCCUUCGCUGACUGGUAUAAGAUGCCCGCCCAGCCCCGCACCCCCCAGGAGUACCAGGGCCUCGACGUGGUGGUGAUGACGGUGCUGCGCUGCUCGGCCCUCCUCUACACCUAUCAUCAAUUCCGCACCCUGCACAGACUCGGCUCCAAAUACAUCCUAGGUGUCGCUGGCCUGGUGGUGGUGUUCUCCAGCUUCGUGUUCAGCUGCUCUGUCAUCAAGCUCCUCGACAGUGAUGUGUCCGACCUCAAAGAUGCCCUGUUCUUCCUGCUGCUGCUGGUGGACCUGAGCCGCACCAGCCUCUUGGCGCAGUUUGCCCUCUCGUCCUCCAGCCAGACAGAGGUGUACAACAACAUCGCCUAUGGCAUGGCCCGCCUCGGCCCCUCCCUCACCCUGGACACCAUUGUGGAGGCGCUGGUCAUUGGUGCUGGCACUCUCUCAGGUGUGAGUCGGCUGGAACAGAUGUGUGCCUUUGCCUGCCUCUCCAUCCUGGUGAACUACAUUGUCUUCAUGACCUUCUUCCCAGCCUGCCUCUCACUCAUCCUGGAGCUGUCCAAUCGGUGCUCCUCAGGGCGACCACCGUGGCAGAUGGCAACCCUCGCACGGGCGAUGGUGGACCAGGAGAAGCCCAACCCCGUAGUGCAGCGAGUCAAGGUGAUCAUGUCUGCUGGGCUCCUGCUGGUACAUGGCAUCACCCGCUGGUCUGUCUCCCUCAGUCAGCACACCAUCACCCUCACCGACGCAGCCACCAGUCAGUUCAACUCCUCAACAGAUCCGCAUAUUAUUGUCAGGUUGCUGAAUGCUGGCCUGGACCACAUCGUGUUCAUGGUGAUCCUCGCCGCCCUCAUCAUCAAGUACGUGUUGUUUGAAUCCCAAGGCCAGCUGGAGGAGAGCCUCAUCCACGACAGCCUCCACCACCCACGGGACAGCUCCUCCACCCUCCCAGCCAAGGGGAAGAGCAUGCCAGCCGGUCUGAGGCAGCGCACACGAUGCCAAGCUCUCGGCUCCACUCAUCAGUGUGAGGGCGCAGCGGUGGAGCUUGGCAGAGAGGACCGAGGCUGCCAGACGGAAGCGUUGUGUGAGGGGGUGAGGGAGACCGUCACAGAUGAUGACCACCCGCCUCGCUCACUGGAGGAGUGUGUGGCAGUGAUGAAGUCUCAGGCGGGCGCCAAGUCCCUGAGUGACAGUGAAGUUGUUCUGCUGGUGGAGAAAAAGCAGCUGCCAGGCUACCAACUUGAGAAGGUGUUGGGUGACCCGGCCCGGGCGGUGGCAGUGAGGCGCCGCGUGGUGGCUCCACACACUGCUCACUUAACUGCUCUUGAUGCUCUGCCACACAAGCACUAUGAUUACUCUAAGGUGGUGGGUGUGUGCUGCGAGAAUGUGGUGGGCUACAUGCCAGUGCCAGUGGGUGUGGCCGGCCCGCUGCUGGUCAAUGGCCAGAAGUAUAUGGUGCCACUGGCCACCACGGAGGGCUGUCUGGUGGCCUCUACUAACCGGGGCUGCCGGGCACUGGUCAAUGGGGUCAGAAGUGAGAUAGUUCGUGAUGGCAUGACGCGGGCACCCAGUGUUAGGCUGCCCUCUGCCACCCAGGCCAGGGAUGUCUACAUGUGGCUCAGGAAGCAAGAGAACUUUGCUAUCAUCAAGGAAAGUUUUGACUCCACCAGCCGCUACGCCCGCCUCCAGGACCUGCACGUGGGCAUUGCCGGGCGCCUGCUGUACAUGCGCUUUGUGGCUCAGACUGGAGAUGCAAUGGGCAUGAACAUGGUGUCCAAGGGGACGGAGGCAGGACUGAAGGCCCUCAAGAAAUUUUUCCCUGACUUGGAGGUGCUUAGCAUGAGUGGAAACUACUGUGUUGAUAAGAAGCCUUCAGCCAUCAACUGGAUUGAAGGUCGAGGGAAAUCCGUGGUGUGCGAGGCGGUGGUGCCAGGGAAGGUGGUGCAUGAGGUGCUCAAGACCAGCGUGGCGGCCCUGGUGGAGGCCAACAUUACCAAAAACCUGGUGGGCUCCUCAUUGGCAGGAUCCAUUGGAGGGAACAAUGCUCAUGCAGCCAAUAUCGUGGCAGCCAUGUUCAUUUCCUGUGGCCAGGACCCAGCACAGGUGGUAGGCAGCAGCAAUUGCAUGACCUUGAUGGAGAAGUGGGGCGAGCAUGAAGAGGACCUGCACAUCACGGUCACAAUGCCAUCGCUAGAGGUGGGCACAGUGGGCGGCGGCACCAGCCUCCAGCCCCAGGCCUCCUGCCUGAACAUGCUCAAUGUCAAGGGGGCAAACGUUGACAACCCUGGAGAAAAUGCAUGUCAGUUUGCCAAGAUUGUGGCAGCAACAGUGUUAGCAGGAGAACUGUCCCUGAUGUCUGCUUUGGCUGCUGGACACCUGGUCAAGAGUCACAUGGUUCAUAACAGAGCCAAAGCCACUGCCACUCAGCCCAAUUCUGCCUCCCUCCCCUCAAUUCCCUCUAGUGAGAACAUAAGCAACACCAAUACUAUGAGUCCAACAAUUAGUGCUCCUCCCACCCUCCCUCCAACCACAACUAGUCUCUCCUGCCCUGCCAUCCCUGCCCUUCUUCCUGUUGCCCCCAACACCUCAGAGGAGGCUGGACCCAGACACCCAGCCUCCCUUGCCUCCUCACCUGUAGAACCAUCAAGAACACUCAUUGCAGAACUUACAGGUAAGAACAAUACAGGGGUAAGAGAUCAUGUUGAACCCACACAAGCUGUAGCAGCUUGCCAAGAUCCAGUAAACAUGUCUUUAGCUCAUCCUUGAAGAUGUGCACCAGGAAACCGAUGACGGUUCAUAAUCUUGGUGCUCCAGUGAGGGCUUGGCCAUCACAGGCAAUGGCUUCAGAAGCCUGAAGACCUGCUUGGCUGUUACCCAACCUUUAUUUAUUGAUCCGCUUGAUCCACCAGUUCCCAGAGAGUUGAUCAAAAAUUUAUCUUCAUAUUAUAGUUAUUUUACAGCACUUUUCAAAUACAAACAAAGUUUUUUAUCAUUAUGUAAAACAGAUUUACAUAUUUUUUAUGUAGCAUUUAGAGCUCUGUUAGCAAAUAUGAAAUAGCUUCAAAUUAUUUUCAAGAUUUCCUUGAAGCAGGUGAUUAGCUAACUGUAUGAAGACUAGACAUGACACAAUGCCUUUAAGAAUCUUCCAGGUUAUGAUUCUCAGUCAUCAGAUGUAAAGUAAGAUUGAAUUAAGGGUUGUGGACAAUAACAACUUCUUGAUGUUUGGAUACCAGUUAAUACAAGGAUAUAAAAUAAUUUUAAUAGUUAUGUGGAUGAUCCCAGUUUUAUGUGGAUUUUAUAUGGAAUGAAUGUGAGGAGCAGGAGGCAGCUAUGGUAUGGCAAGGCAGUCUGAGACUUUACUGUAAGGCAAUAAGGAAGUUUGAAGAUUAUUGUUAUGUGUACAGUAAUAUAUAAGAGUAAGACUUGAGGCCAGCUGUUGAAGUGUGUGAAGUGUCACACAAUAUGUGCCCUACAACCUUUUCCUGAAGAUGUAUGAGGUUGUGUUUAUCAGAGAUUAUUAAUGUGUGUUUUAUCCAGACUCGUACAUCAUCAUACACAUUCCAACUGUUUAGUGAUAGGUUUUGUCCCUCUAGCAUCUGGAUCCCAUUCCUAUCAGUCCUCCUUGAUUUUUAAUUGAUGUUUGCAAUGAACUGUCAUUUUGUUAAUCCUGGGAACAGAGUGCUGCAUUAGUGGUCAUACACUUAAUGAGAUGGCAGAAUAAGUUUACUAUUCUCAAUCUGCAACAUCUCUUAUUUUCAGAAUUUAAAACACACUUACAUUCUCAGUUAAGGAUUACAUUUGUCUGAUAUUUUACAUAUUGCUUCCACCUCCCUCAUGAUACUUUAUUUAAACCAAACUCUAAGAAAAUGUAUAAAUGUGUACAUGGGAAUGCUGAUGCUAUUGCAGUAGUCAGAGUUAGCCUAGGCUGUGUGAAGUGAUUUCACACUGCCGUGAACUUCAGACUCCAGCUUGGUUCUAAUUUUCUCCAGUCAUUUUUGCCGUUUUAUUUCAAGAUUUUCACAAACUAGUUCUUGCAGUUUCAGAAAAAUGUUGAACCAAUCAGAGGCUGAAAGAAAUGAUACUUAAGUGUCUGCAGGUAAUCCAUCACAAUAUUUGCACUGCAUUGCAUUAUGUGCAGCGGCAUGGCAGAUUUAAACAUGCAGAUAAAAUAUUGAUAAAAUAUUUUAGGAACUUUCCAAACUUCUAUUAGUCUCUGGGCCUCAUUUUCUUUUAAUGCACUCCUGUGGGAAGGAACAGACUGACUCUGCAAGCCUCUAUAUUAGUAAAGAUAAAGUUAGGUGCAUACACUAAAGUGCAUGUGGCUGCAGUGCUCAUCUCUGUCGCAUUAGCCCUUCGAGUCUAUGGUGGGAAGAUCCCAUUAGCCCGGGACACGGGCCAGUGUGAAGUCCAGGAUUGCCACAGUUUACCUUCCCGAGGUUUUCCCAAGUACCCAUUUUCAACCAACCUGAAGAGGAGGAUGAACAGCUGGGUGAGAGCUGCAUUUCACCAGCCAUGGCCAGGAUUUAAAACUGGGUCCACAGAUUUGUAGCUAGGCAUGCUAACCACUGCUCCACAGAGAUGCCCGGGCUCAAAUCCCAGCCUGGGGAGUCACUGUGCCACCCACCCAGCUGUUUCACCUCCCUAUUAGAAUGAUUGAUAAAUUGGUACCUGGGAAAAGGUUUAAGCGUGGUAAUCUGGAUAUCACACUUGCUCUGUGUCCCGCAAUAAUGGGUUCUUACUCACCACAGGCUCAUGGGCCAGUGUCACAAAUAAAACCACCAAGGUCAUGCACAGCUACAGUGUAUGGCCCCAACUUUACUUUAUUGUAGAAAAGAAGGAAACACCAGCUGCGUGAGCAAGAAUAGCAGCAAUGUCAGAAGUGCUUAAAUUUUAAAGUUUUUACUCACUGGGCACAUACGUUGAGGCUACUGGUGACAGAUUUCACAGUUGGCACAUUCCUCAAAUUACCCUUCACUGCCAAAAGUACAGUGCUUUCCUUAGCAGCAGCUGAUGGCCAUGAUGUGGUAAUCCUAACUAAAAUUUCUUGCCAUUGCCUACCUUGUGCAUAAUGCAGUGCAGAGCAAUGAAAAGUUCUUGCAUAAAUAGUGCCCGCCAGAGGAAGGAAAGCAUGAUGCUCCACUCCUGUGUGCUAACUUUAUGAAAACAGGUUUGAUUUUACGUAUCACAGAGCACCCGCUCUCUGAUUAAAAUACCUCGUAAGUACAAAAUUUUAACUUUCGAUUAUGUAAACAUGCAGCCGUCUGUAUUGCUGGCAUUGCUCUCUUCCAACUUGUAAUCACAGUUGAGUCCAGUAAGGCAAACCACACAAUUGCUUCUUAUGUAUGCUUCUUUAAUACUAUAGUGAAACCAUUGUAGCGAGUCCGUUGUGGCGUUGGCUCCCGUGGGUCCUUUCCUCCCCUCUGCUCUGCCACACAGUCCCAACACCUAUUUUUUCUUUUCAUGUGUUACCUAUAGCUAACAUAUGAGAGGAAGAGAUAGGUGUUGGGACUGUGUGGCAGAGCAGAGGGGAGGAAAGGACCCACGGGAGUCAACGCCUCAACAGACUCGCUAAACUGGUUUCACUAUACCCAUUGCUUUUGCUGCCCUCAAAAUAAGCAUCAGCCACUUUACAUGGAUUCUGCAACAGUUGAGUUCAUAAUACUGUAAGAUACUCAAGCACAAGGCUCUCUGUUCUUUGCCAUUAUCUUUGGAGGAAUGUAGCCACUGACAGCUGCAGUGACAGUUGUGGCUGUAACCAGUGUAGGGUCCGAAGCCGCAAUAUUUGUAUGGAGUAUGAAUGACUGGUCUUAAAUGUCAUAGAAAGCUUUCUUCCUUUACUCUUGUUUCUCAAGGUUCUGUUCCCACAAGUCUAAAUGGGUAAAGGGAUUGUGAGAUGAAGGAAGCUCCCUCAACUUGGGUAUGCAUGGCUGAGAAAGAGAGAGAAUAUUCACCAGUCAGAAAAUGAACGUAUGUAAGAAUGAUCCCAAACUUCUUGUAAAUUGUGUCAAUGUAUUAAAAAUGAUAACUUAGAGUAACUCUUAUUCACAAGAGGUAUGAUUACUAUAGUAGGAGUGACUGCAUUGAAAAGAGCCUAAUUGAUAUGUGAUGUUUGAGAUCAUUCAUAUUUUGACAAUCUUCUGUGAUUUUUUUGCAAUGGUGGAUGUGCUAAGCUGCAUAUUUUAUUUGUUAUUGUCUUGUAAUUUAUUUUAUUUAUUUUGAAUGUGAUACUUUAUGUAAGUGUUCUUAGUUGUCUUAGGGCUGUGUACUAUGUCUCCACAGUACACAGUAGUCUCUUUUAAGUUUUACAUGAAUUUAACUUAUGCGAAUAUGUAAUAGCACAUAUCAUCCACAACUUAACUUUACUGCCACUUACACAAAUAUCGUGGUGUAUGCCGCUGAUGUACACGCUGCGCUGCCACUGCCAGUACCAGCAAAAUUAAAAGCCAAUGAAGUGCAUUUAAGAGAAAAAUAAUGCAAAGACAACUAGGCUCAACACUUCUUUGUAUUGUCAACUUAUCAUGUAUGGUGUACAAUGUGCCAUUGCAUGGCUACAUUGAGUGUUUGGUGGCUGUGGUCACCCCAACAGCAACUUACUUGCAUCAGGUUUUUCAAGAAGGCUUAUCAACUUCUCAUAUAUAGAAGCAGGUGUGUUACACUCCUUUGCUGGAUGCAGGCGACUAGUAGCCUGCUACUGGCACAGCAUCCAGCUUUCAUUAUGCCGUUAUUGAAGGUAAUGUUUAUUGUGCUUGUUGCACUAGUUUUCAUAUGUAGUCACCAUGAAGAGCCAGUGUCCAGCAAAGGCUGGUGUGAACCCAUAUAUUCCAAAACAUAAGAUGCCAAUAAGCCUCAAGACAAUAACUUAGAAGUGUUAGAGCAUUAAGUCGCAGCACCAAGUCAGACAUCAUGUAACAUUCAAGGCAUUGAGAGUGUGUUGCUCAUCAUACAUGAUAAUGCUGACAGCUAAGAAAAUAAUAAGGCUGGUCACUUUUAAAAAGUAUUUCACUCAUUAAAAAAUGAUUAAAUGUAUAUCAAACUUUUUAAUUCUUUGUUAUCAAUGCUUAUCCAUGCUCCAGGAGUGUAGUUGCACCACUUAUUGCAUUGCAUAUAGGAAUAUUUUAUUUAAUGUACUUUCCACAAACCUAUUUCCACGUAAACCAUGAACCAUGUGGUGAGAAGGGCGAGUGUAAUUUGUCUGCCUACCUCACCUGUCUGUUUCCUGUAGGAUACAAGUCAGUUUGCCGAGAAGUCAUGUGUAAAUAUACCUCAUCAAGUCUUA
Eriocheir sinensis (Chinese mitten crab) is the source of this 8139-nucleotide messenger RNA. RefSeq names its product 3-hydroxy-3-methylglutaryl-coenzyme A reductase-like (gene Hmgcr). Gene Ontology annotation, cellular component: endoplasmic reticulum membrane; peroxisomal membrane. Gene Ontology annotation, molecular function: protein binding; hydroxymethylglutaryl-CoA reductase (NADPH) activity; NADP binding. The record is from RefSeq and is a predicted model, not a curated record. The coding region runs from base 867 to 3629 and encodes 920 amino acids. Gene Ontology annotation, biological process: coenzyme A metabolic process; sterol biosynthetic process; isoprenoid biosynthetic process. The transcript is spliced from 17 exons. NCBI's taxonomy places the organism in Eukaryota, Metazoa, Arthropoda, Malacostraca, Decapoda, Varunidae.